Messenger RNA from Labeo rohita (rohu), 6435 nucleotides. RefSeq names its product sosondowah ankyrin repeat domain family Ca (gene sowahca). The transcript is spliced from 2 exons. The record is from RefSeq and is a predicted model, not a curated record. The coding region runs from base 192 to 1970 and encodes 592 amino acids. Lineage: Eukaryota; Metazoa; Chordata; Actinopteri; Cypriniformes; Cyprinidae. Gene Ontology annotation, molecular function: protein binding.
AUAGAAAUCGUGCUCGGUUUGAUUAAUUAAAGCCUCUAACGCUCAAUAGCCCUCCAACCCCCCCUCGUCCCGGCAAAGUGGUACGUUCCAAGCUCGGACUCGCCCUCAGUGCUGUCGCGGUGAAACUGGAAUUCAUUUUGGCUCAACGCGGAGCCGCUGAGCGUGUUAACGCUAAGCGCGUUUGAGCCCGAAUGGACGUCCGUGCACUCCAGUUUCACAUCAGUGAUUUUGUUCUCCAACAGGAGUUGCUAGGAUGCAAACAUCAUCUUUAUAAACUCUACCGACCCCUAUCUGACACAGUCAGUACUCAAUCUCAUCUACAGCCUGCGUUUAAUACAAACCACGAUGUGUUCACCUGCGCACAGACUGAUUUAUCGAUGUCAACCUGUCGAAAUGACGCACUAGACGCUGUUCGCUUAUUUAUUAUUAUUAUAAAACAUGAUAUGAUGGCGACGGAGUGCACGCAAGAAUCCGUCCUGGACUUUCUACUGGAAAAUGGGGGGCGUGUGAAAAACAAGGACUUGGUCGCGCAUUUUAAAGUCUUUCUGAGCAGCGAAAAUACGAAGCGAGCCGUGCUAAAAGAGAGAUUUAAGCGUUUUGUGGAUAAUAUCGCCUACGUAAAGCAAGAAAACGGGGAGAAAGUGGUGUGUCUGAAGAAGAAGUACAGAAACCCGGAGAUGCGCAGCGGGAGCGCGCAGGAUGAGAAGCCUAACGAUAAUGGUGAUGAUGAUGAAGACAUCAAUAGAGGAAUUAAUGCAUUGCAUUUCGAAGAGAACGGCAAAGUGCGUGGGGAAAUCGGUGAUUCUGAGGAGAUGAAAGCUGUUAGAGAUGCUGAGGAGGAGCUGUGUGUGUCUGACAUUGCACUGAUUGAGAAAGAGUCUGAAACUCUGCCUGGAAAUGAUGUGAAAGCAAAUGCUCCUGAGCUCUGUAAUGCCCAGUCAACAGGAGAAGCGGAAUCUAGGGCAGGAGAGGCAGAGCUGGAGGCUGGAGUUGGCAGAGCUUCUGUCACACCACAGGUCAUCAUUAGUCGACGGAGAGCAUCGAGGGGAUCUCAGCGGAGUCUGCUGGCCUCUUCUGAGGAUGGAGCACAUGAUGGACAGACUGAGGAUGGCAGCACCCCCAAAUGCAGCCGCAAGAACUUUAUAGAGCUCAUGAUGAGCAGUUCUCCACAGGUGAGACGCUCACUGGUGCACCGUAACCCUCAAGGGCACAUGUUGGCCAGAAGCAGUGAGUUCAGAAUGUCAUCUGUGGAUGAGGAUUGUGCUUCGGUAACCUUAGACCCGCUGGAGCACGAGUGGAUGAUGUGCACAGCAGAUGGCGAAUGGGACAGUCUGCAGCGGCUGCUCGAGUGUGAACCCACUCUCAUCUCCAAAAAGGACUUUGUCACCGGGUUCACGUGUCUGCACUGGGCGGCCAAGCAAGGCAAACACGAGCUUUUUGCUAUGCUGGUGAAUUUCGCCAAACGGCACGGCGUCGCCAUCAACGUAAACGCCCGAUCCAGUGCCGGCUACACACCUCUACACCUGGCGGCCAUGCACAACCACAUCGAGGUCAUGAAGCUUCUGGUGGGAGCGUAUAAUGCUGAUGUGGAUGUGAGGGACUACAGCGGGAAGAAAGCAGCGCAGUAUCUCCAAUCCAGUGUAACAGGCGACAUCAAGGACAUCAUAGGGGCUUGUGUGAGCUCAGACACGGAGAACGCAUCUGGUGCCGGGCGAUGGAAGCUUCCUAAAGUCCUCCCGUCCAACCUUAACCCUCUACGGCUGCUGAAUCACCCUGAGGAGAUGACGGCCGAUGGUCAGUCCAAGCCCAAGUCGCUCUAUAGGAAGUCCUCCAUCGGCCGGAUCAGACUGCAGAGGAACCGCUUCAAGACGCAGAUCGUCCACAGCACUUCAUUCAGGGAGAACGAGGAAGGAGAGGAUUCGCUCAAGAGCCCCGUCAAAUCCAGACCCAUGUCCAACCUGUUUGGUUAAGAACAAAGUGUGAAUAAAUAGAGAAAUAUGCAAAGACAUUAUUACUCUGAGACCAACUGAGCUGCUCGUUUAAUGUGUGGUUUAAACUAAUUUUCUAAAAAAAAAAAAAAAUUCUGAAAUUGAAAAAUGCGAAAAUCUAUAAAUAAAUACACUGUAAAAAGUUGUUUCAACUUAAAAAAGCAAGUGUUUGUAUUGCCUUAAAAUUUUAAGUUUAGUCAACAUGAAAUGUUAAGUUGUACUAUGUGAAAACAUGAAUAUUUGAGUUGAGUACACUUAAAAUUUUAAGGCAGCAUGAACACUUACUUUUAAGUUGCAACAAUUUUUUUUUACAGCGUAAAUAAAUAAAUAAAAAUAAAAAACAAAUAAAUUAUUUGAAAUAAAAAAUUUAAUUACGUAAAUAAAUAAAUUAAAAUUGUUUUUGAUCAAAAUAUUCAAAUUAAGAAAUUAUGAAUAAUAUAUAUAUAUAAAAAAAUAAAAAAAUAGGUUAAAAGAAAUAAUACAUCUAACGGUACUAUAGUGAGUAGAAAUAAAAGUAAAAUUUUACAGUAAGGUUUCAUUUGUGAACAUGAACUAACAAUGAACAGUAUUCUACAGUAUUUGUCUUAAUGUUAAUUUAUUCAUUUACUAAAACAUUUUAAAAUUAAAAGUUGUAUUUGUUAACAUUAGUUAAUGCACUGUUAACUAACAUGAACAAAAAAAAUAUAUUUUUAUUUUUACAAAGAUUAUUUUAUGUAUAUAUAUAUAUAUAUAUAUAUAUAUAUAUAUUGCUCAUUGUUAGUUCAUUUCACAUGUUAAAUAAUGGUCAUUAAAAAUGCACAAUCAUGUAAUAGAAGCUAUAUGUUUUACACAUAUUUAUAAUAUUGAUUUUUCAGGGUUUAAAUUGGAUUUUUAUACAUGAAAAUAUAUACAGUAGCUGCUUUUUAAAUUGUUAGGAUGGAUGUUGAUGAGCAACUGGAACAAACUUCAAUGCAAUCAUCUCCUUUAUAAAAUUAUGCACCACUAUUUUAUUACCAUGAUGCUCUGAAAACAUGUAGAUGUAAUGUAGAUUAUUUCUGAUUUGAUAUUUCCACAGAUGCACUUUGUCCUGCUCUCCUGUUUUAGUUGCUGUGCCUUUAAUGAUCGUCUUCCAGAUGCAGGAAUCAACAUGUACUGAGACUGUUUCUCUGUAAAUGUGAUUUCAGUGUUUGUGUGCUGUAAGUGACGUUUAAAACGCUGCUGUUUAAAUGGUUUAAGACGAAAUCUGAUUCCGUGAGCAGAAAGGAACAGUUCAUCCAAAACUGCAGUGAAUGGGUGCCGUCAGAAUGAAAGCUGAUAAAAACAUCACAAUAAUCCACAAGUAAUCCACACCACUCCAGUCCAUCAGUUCACAUCUUGAGAAGACAAAAGAUGAAACAAAUCCAUCAUUAAGACGUUUUAAACUAAAAUAUGAGCCCAUAAGUUUUAUUUUUGGGUGAACUGUUCCUUUAGUUUACCCAUGAGCCGUUACAUUGGCAAUGCACUAUUAGCUGAUCAAAUUAAGCUUCAUUAUGUUUUAGCUGAUUACUAGUGAUCCCAAAUACUAAAACACUACUCCCAAAUGUUUUUAGUCAUUUUUGAAGUGCCUUUAGUAAGUUGGCUUGAGAAAGCAAUUGUUUCAUCCUCUUCUGAGCCAAAAUUUAGUCAGUAUCUAAAAACCUGCUAAAACCAGCUGAAUGGCUGCUUUGGCUGUUCUUCCAGGCUGGAGAUAAAGUGGUUUUGGCCACUUUUUAGCUCUUCAAGCUGGCAGACCAAUGUAAACCUAGGCUGGUUUUAUCUGAUUUUUUAACUGGUUUUAGCUGGUUUUAAGCAGUUCAUUUUACAAAAUCAGCUGAUUUUAACUUGUUUUUUAUGUUAAAACGUGUUAAAAAAUAUCAUGCUAGAAAAAUGUUAGCGACAUCCCAGCGACUUGGUAAUCAUGCUAGCAACAUGCGUGUAACUUAAUUGCUAAUCAUGCUAGAAACAUGCUAGCAACAUGCUAAUCAUGCUAAAACAUGUUAGUAACUUGCUAAUCAUGAUAAAAACAUGUUAACAACAUGCUAGUAACAUGUGAAUAAUGGUGGAAACAUGCUAACAACAUGCUGGAAACUUGUUAAACAUGGUAACAACAUGCUAGUAACUUGUUAGUCACGUUAUAAACAUGUUAUAAUAAUGCUAAUUGUGCUAUAAUUGUGCUAGCGACAUGCUAGUAACAUGCAAAUCAUGCUAAAACAUGUUGGUAACUUGUUAAUCAUGUUAGAAACAUGCUAACAACAUGCUGGAAACAUGCUAAUCAUACUAGUAACUUGUUAUUCGUGUUAUAGACAUGUAAUAAACAUCUUAACCACGUUUUAAUUGUACUAGCAACAUGCUAAUUAUGUUAGUAACAUGCUAAUCAUGAAAAAAACAUGCGAGAAACAUGUUAGCAACAUGCUAGUAACUUGUUAGUCAUGUUAUGAACAUGUUAUAAACAUGCUAAUCAUGUUAUAAAUGUGCCAGCAAAGUGCUAAAUAUGCUAGCAACAUGCUAGCAAACAUGCUAAUCAUGCUAAAACAUGCUAGUAACAUGUUAAUAACAUGCUAAUCAUGCUAAAAUACGUUAGUAACUUGCUAAUCAUGAUAAAAACAUGUUAACAACAUGCUAGUAACAUGUUAGUCACGUUAUAAACGUGCUAUAAUAAUGCUAAUUGUGCUAUAAUUGUGCUAGCAACAUGUUAGUAACAUGCAAAUCAUGCUAAAACAUGCUAGUAACUUGCUAAUCAUGUUAGAAACAUGCUAACAACAUGCUGGUAACAUGCUAUUCAUCUUAGCAAAAUGCUAGUAACUUGUUAGUUGUGUUAUAAACAUGUAAUAAAUAUGUUAAUUCUGUUUUAAUUGUUCUAGCAACAUGCUAAUUAUGCUAGUAACACUAAUCAUGCUAAAACAUGCUAAUAACUUGCUAAUCAAGUUGUAAACAUGCUAGCAACGUGCUAGUAACAUGUUAAUCAUGCUGGACACAUGCUAAUCAUGCUAGCAACAUGCUAGUAACUUGUUAGUCAUGUUAUACACAUGUUAUAAACAUGCUAAUCAUGCUAUAAUUAUGCCAGCAACAUGCUAGCAAACAUGCUAAUCAUGCUAAACCGUGCUAGUAACAUGCUAAUCAUGUUAGAAACAUGGUAGUAACAUGUUAAUCAUGUUAUAAACAUGUUAUAAACAUGCUAAUCAUGCUAUAAUUAUGCCAGCAACAUGCUAGCAAACAUGCUAAUCAUGCUAAACCGUGCUAGUAACAUGUUAAUCAUGUUGGACACAUGCUGAUCAUGCUAGAAACAUGGCUAUCAAGGUAACAACAUGCUAGUAACUUGUUAGUCAUGUUAUAAUCCUGCUAGCAAUAUGCUAGUAACAUACUAAGUAUGUAAGUAGCAUGCUAAUUAUGCUAAAACGUGUUAGUAACUUGCUAAUUAUGCUAGCAACAUACUAGUAACAUGUUAAGCAUGGUGGUAAUCAUGGUACUAUCAUACUAAAAGCAUGCUAACUUGCUAAUCAUGGUAGCAAAAUACUAGGAACAUGGUAAAUCAUUCUAGUGACAUGCUAAUUCAUGCUAAAUUAUGCUAGCAACAUGGUUAAACUGUGUUAAAUCAUACUAGCAGCAUGGUUUAAGCAUCCUAAUGGUAGUAACGCGCUGAUUCGUGCUAGAAACGUGUGCGUUCCCACUCUGUCCCAAACUUCAGUUUCAACUGUUAAAUUCAAACUUUAAGCUUUUUAAAGUUAUUUCAAACUUUCAGACAAGGUUUUCUCAAGCCAACUUCAAAGUUCCUCUGCGAAUUUGGUCUUUACUCAUGUAGUUAAUGAUGAGAUGAUUUUAGGCUGUUGUUGUGUCAGUAAUAUGUGAAGUGUUUUCUAUAUGCAGACAGUGGACAGUAACUGUAUGUUUACGUUUCCUAAAGACAAUGUGAGCAGUGUUUGCUGUUGCUAUGCAGUUGCUAGGGUGCUCCAGCUGGUUGCUAGGUGAUGUCGUAGCGUCUCUGUGAUGUUUUGCUCCUUCAUGCAGAAGCACUAAGGUUUUGACCAAAGCGUGUGAGUAAUGAUUCCUGAUGAGCUGCUCUUAAAUGACACUACGGUGGACGUCUGCUGCCUCUGCAUUAUUAAUGUGACGUCAGCUCCCUGAUGCCAAGACGUUUAGGAAACACUAAACUCUCAGAGCUGAGACAGAAUUGUGUGAAAACUCUGAAAGUGUUUUGUUGUGUUUAUCAUAUCAGCAUGUUGGUGUCACACACAAAUGCGUUUCUUUUCUUUUCUCAUGAAAUUGGAUAGAAUGGGUAAUCUGAUGUAAAGCAGGUACGACAGCUUUUUCUGGCUGUAAGCGAUAAACACGAUGAUUUCAACACUUGUUCGGACACAUCCACAGUGCUUCCUUACCGUUAGAAACGUUUCUUGUUUUUAUACAACAACAUGCAUUUGUCUUUGCUUUAGCAAAAAUAAAUUGAGUACCUGGA